Molecule: messenger RNA, 2655 nt
Organism: Fusarium subglutinans
Lineage: Eukaryota; Fungi; Ascomycota; Sordariomycetes; Hypocreales; Nectriaceae
Product: 30S ribosomal S17P protein
Exons: 1
Coding region: 1-2655 (884 amino acids)
Molecular function (GO): protein binding
Source: RefSeq, a predicted model, not a curated record
AUGUCAAAGCAAGGCGCGAAUGUAUCUCUUAUGGAUAAGCUGGAUUCCUUCAUCGACAUGGCCCGGGAGGUUGUCGAGAUAGCACCGCCAGAUGAUCCUGAUCGCAUCAUCUGGCUUCACGAGCUGGGGAAUACUCUAAGUCGUCGCUUCACCGUUGCUGGGGUACUCGCUGAUCUGGAGGAUUCAAUCAAGGUGGGGCAAGAAGCAAUCGAUGCCGCUCCGAAUGAUUACAUUCAUCGAGGCGCUCUCUUGGACAGUCUCGGCGUUCACCUUGCCAUUCGAUUUGCCAAAAUUGGAUCACUGUCUGAUCUAGAACAAGCUAUUCAAGUUACACGGCAGGCGAUCGAUGUGGCAGCGGACUCCGAUGAUGAUAGAGCCUUCCGGCUGACGCACUUAGCAAACCACCUUGGAGAGCGCUACGAGCGAACAGGGUCUUCUAUAGAUCUGGAAGAGGCGAUAGAAGUGGCUCAAUCAGCCGUAGACUUGACUCCACUCGACGACUUCAAGAGACCGGGGCGACUUAAUACUCUUGCAAACCAGCUACACGAACGAUAUGCAAGAACUGGGAUUCUUGGAGAGCUCAACAAAGUUAUUGACAUCUGUCGUGGCAUCACCAAAGUUACUGCCGAGGGCUCUUCCGAUCAUGGUCUCUUCAAGUCCAACCUCUCCGGUCAUCUUGGAGAUCGCUACCUCAGGACAGGCGACACCAAAGACCUUGAUGAAGCAAUUCAACUCGCACAAGAGGCAUUGACCACCUUGCCUUCAGGACAUGCAGAUAUUCCUAGCCUUUCGAGUAAUCUCUCCAUCUGGCUUGCGAAGCGUUAUAUACGGUAUCGAGAAACGACUGAUGUUGAAGAGGCUAUCAAGAUGGGGCACCAGUCCAUUACCGUCGCUCAACCGGGAAACCCCAGUCUUGCUCAAUACAUGAGCAAUCUUGCAGACUGUUACUGGAAUCGCCAUACCUUGACUAAUUGUAUGGAUGACUUUGAGGCUGCCGUGAAUUUCUAUCGCUCGGCUCUGGAUCAUUUGAACUCCAACAUCCAAACAAGAAUCGCAGUUGGAAAAUUUCUCUUUGAGACAUUUGCACAUGCCUCGAAAUGGCAGCAUGCUCUUGACGCUUCACAAGCGGCCUUUGACUUACUGCCACAACUGACACCAAGGUCACUUGGCUUCGUCGAUAAGCAGCGUAUGCUAGGUCGAAUAGUAGACCUUGCAUGCGAUACUGCAGCCGUGGCACUUCAUGCUGGCAAAGAACCGUUUUUUGCUCUGAGCGUACUGGAGAAAGGCCGCGGAGUACUUGCCGCAGCAAUCGAGCAGAUCCGCGUUGACGUUCUGGAUCUAGAACAGAGCCACCCUGAUCUCGCAGGACGAUUUCUGGAACUCGGCCAAGUGCUCGACGCGCCUAUCCAAAGUGGUGAUUCAGUCUCAGCUCAGGUUAUCGCAAACCGUCGUGGCGAGGCGAGUGAAGAAUUAGAACACCUCAUUGGUGAGAUUAGGAAACAUCCGGGGUUCAGUGACUUUCUAGAACCGCCGAACGAAGAUGACUAUCGAGCUGCGGCUAGUUCAGGCCCUGUCGUGGUUAUCAACCUGAGCAAGUUUCGCUGCGAUGCCAUUCUUGUUGAACAACAUCAAAUCAGAUCCUUACCGCUACCUGAUUUAACUGUGGACAAAAUGAAUGAGAAAGAGAGCUCGGAUUCAUUGACGAGUCCUCUUAUGAUGGAAUGGCUUUGGGAUAUAGCUGCCGGCCCUAUUCUGCAGGAACUUGGUAUUCAAGGCCCUCCGCCAGACGAUGAUUGGCCUCACAUCUGGUGGGUUCCAACCGGUAGACUGAGUAGGCUCCCAUUCCAUGCCUUUGGACAUCAUCACCCAGGAUCAACCAAGACCGUACUGGAUAGAGUUAUAUCUUCGUACAGUUCAUCGAUUCAAGCCCUUAUCAACGGCCGAAAGCUUCGUUCAGAUUCGGCCCAAGAUAAAGCUGUUUUAGUAGCAAUGGAAGAUACUACUGGUCAGAUCAAGCUUCCGUUCGUCAAAGAAGAAGUCUCAGCAAUCGCCAAACUCUGCAAGUCAAUGAACCUCGAGUCUCGCGUUCCCGAGCAACACAAGCAAGCUGUUUUGAAGGAGCUCCAUAAUUGCAAAGUCUUCCAUUUUGCUGGGCAUGGCAAGACGGACGGCAACCCUUCUCAAAGUGGACUACUUCUGACCGAUGGCAUACUCACAGUAUCUGAACUUAUGGAUAUAAAUCUUCGGAGAAAUGCUCCGUUCUUGGCAUAUCUUUCUGCCUGCGGGACGGGUCAAAUUGGAGGGAAUGCCUUCUUCGAUGAGAGCAUCCACCUGAUCAGCGCAUGCCAGCUAGCGGGAUUCCAGCAUGUAGUCGGUACACUCUGGGAAGUCAGUGAUAAGUCGUGUGUUGAAAUAUCACAGACUGUGUACGAGUCGAUAAGAGAUGAGGGGUUCUCUAACAGAUCUGUCUGCUGGGGUCUGCACAAAGCUACAAGGCAGCUCCGAGAUAAGUGGUUAAGUACACCAGAGCAACACCCGGACCGGAUGGCCAGCAGUGAGAGAGAUGAGAUAUGGUCAAGAGACAUUCUUUCUUGUGGUGAGGAUGAGGAGAAGAUGAAGAAACUUGUGUGGGUUCCCUUUGUGCAUUUUGGAUAA